Messenger RNA from Fulmarus glacialis (Northern fulmar), 767 nucleotides. RefSeq names its product protein phosphatase 2A activator, regulatory subunit 4 (gene PTPA). Gene Ontology annotation, cellular component: cytoplasm; nucleus; protein phosphatase type 2A complex. The record is from RefSeq and is a predicted model, not a curated record. Gene Ontology annotation, molecular function: peptidyl-prolyl cis-trans isomerase activity; protein tyrosine phosphatase activator activity. NCBI's taxonomy places the organism in Eukaryota, Metazoa, Chordata, Aves, Procellariiformes, Procellariidae. The transcript has 7 exons. The annotation marks the transcript as partial. Gene Ontology annotation, biological process: mitotic spindle organization.
UCUGAGGAGGUGGCUCCUCCCCUCCAGCAGAGCUUCAUGAUCCCCAAAAAGGAGAUAAACAUGGUUUCCGACAUGGCCAAGUGGAAACGCUCUCAGGCAUACGCAGAUUACAUGGGCUUCAUCCUCACUCUGAAUGAAGGUGUCAGGGGCAAGAAGCUGACCUGCGAAUACAAAGUUUCAGAGCCCAUUGAGAAGCUGGUGGCUCUUCUGAACACCCUUGACAGAUGGAUCGAUGAAACCCCGCCAGUGGAUCAACCUUCUCGCUUUGGGAACAAAGCCUUCAGGACCUGGUACGCCAAAUUAGACCAGGAAGCAGAAAAGUUGGUGGCAACAGUGAUCCCCAAGCAUUUGGCUGACACUGCACCAGAAGUGGCCGUGUACCUGAAGGAGUCUGUGGGGAACUCCACUCGCAUUGACUAUGGCACAGGGCACGAAGCUGCAUUUGCAGCUUUUCUCUGCUGCCUCUGCAAAAUCGGUGUGCUCAGAGUGGAUGACCAGAUGGCCAUUGUCUUUAAAGUAUUUAACAGGUACCUAGAAGUGAUGCGAAAACUUCAGAAGACCUACAGGAUGGAACCUGCUGGCAGCCAGGGCGUGUGGGGCUUGGAUGACUUCCAAUUUCUACCUUUCAUAUGGGGCAGUUCCCAGCUGAUAGACCAUCCAAAUCUGGAGCCUCGACACUUUGUUGAUGAGAAGGUGGUAAACGAAAACCAUAAGGACUUCAUGUUCCUGGAGUGCAUCCUCUUCAUUACAGAGGUAAGGACUGGAGG